AAAAUUUAUAGAUCUAGCAACAUCUACACGCACAUAAACAAUUGAUAGUAACAAUAAUAAAAAAAAUAGAACAUGCUAUAAAAUCAAGAGAGAGAGAGCAAGAGAGCUCUGACUCUGGCUGCUGCCUCAGCUUUUACGGUCAUUGCUUCUAUUUUCUGGUUUUAUUCUGCAAGGAUGUCAAAGAGAAAACAAAGUUUGUGGUUGCCCAUUCAAGUGAUUCUGUACUGAUAUGGCAAUAUUUUCUUGCCUUACUGGUGCAAUUGACCCAAAUGGACAGGAAUCUGGGAAAAGGCAUGACAGAUCAGCAGCAGAAAAACUAUGAACAAGUUCGAUAUAAUAACAUGGAAGCUAGAAAUGAAGGGCUGGGGUCUGUAAACCAAAGGUUUUUCCAUGAUCCAUCAGCUAAUAUUAAUACUAACAUGCGACCUCCUGACUACAACAUGUCAAUGGGAGCUAGGCCUGUGCUAAAUUACUCCAUUCAGACUGGUGAGGAAUUCGCUCUUGAAUUUAUGCGGGAGAGGGUGAACCCCAGGCAACAGCUCUUUCCAAAUGCUUACGUUGAUCCUAAUAGCACAACUAGCUAUAUGGAACUAAAGGGCAUAUUGGGAAUAUCUCAUACGGGUUCAGAAAGUGGUCCUGACAUCUCUAUGACAAGCACAGUAGAAAAAGCCGGGAACCAGGAGUUAGACCGGAAGGGAUCAUCCGUGCAUGAAGACCAAAGUUAUUAUGAUCCUGUCCGGCCGGUACCACAAACCUCAUCAAGAAAUGACAGUAGUCGAGGAAUUCAUGGUUAUACAUCUUCAGGAGCCUCUGAUAGUUCAUCAUCAAAGGUGAAGUUUCUCUGCAGCUUUGGUGGUACAAUUUUGCCUCGUCCGAGUGAUGGAAAGCUGAGAUAUGUUGGGGGUGAAACACGCAUUAUCCGGAUAAGCAAGAAUAUUUCCUGGCAGGAGCUUAUGCAGAAAACUUUGGCAAUUUACAAUGAAUCUCACACUAUAAAAUAUCAACUUCCUGGUGAAGAUCUUGACGCUUUGGUUUCUGUAUCCUGUGAUGAGGAUCUUCAGAACAUGAUGGAAGAAUGCAAUGUAUCAGAAGAUGGGGGAUCAAAGAAGCCUAGGAUGUUCUUGUUUUCCAGCACUGAUCUGGAGGACUCCCAAUUUGGCCUGGGAAGUGGAGAGGGUGACAAUUCUGAGAUUCAAUAUGUUGUUGCUGUAAAUGGUAUGGACUUGGGUUCAAGGAAGAAUUCAAUUAAUCUGGUAAGCACAUCAGGGAACAAUUUGGAUGAGUUACUCAGUCUUAAUGUUGAGAGGGGCAGCAGUGGAGUUGCAGCUGAAUUAACUGGAAGUAAUGCUCCAUCUUCAGCUGUUAAUAUGCUGCCUUCAACAACCCAAUCUUCUCAACCAGUACUGACGAGUUCAUCUAGUGCCCAUGAAUCUAAUUCACAGCCUUACCAUGGCCAGAAGAUACAUCAUGGAGAUGCCAGCCAGCAUCCAGUGUCCCCCAUGCAACCUAUGCAGAGCUUCCCCCAGAUGGAUGAAAAGGGAACCAAUCCAUUGUCGGUCCCAAUUCAGUAUGGUUUUGGCUCACAUCUCCCUAUCCAUGCAAUGGCUGGGGAAAAUCUAAUGGGAGUGCCUUUCCGCAUGUAUCCAACUCAACAGGGGGUUUUGGCAGAAGAGAAACCGUUCAAUGGCUUUCACGUGCAAAAUACAGAAGCAUCUGUAAAGGAUGCAAAACUGAAAAGAGAGAGCUCGGGACAGAAAAUAAAUGAACCUGAGAAAGUUCAAACCCUGGAUAAGGAGGCAAGAAUAAAGGAAUUGAAAAUGAAACGAGAUGAUUCACUCCAGAAGCUUAAUGAAACUGUUAAAAUUCAGGCAGUGGAAAACGAUACUGUUUCCUUGCAUCCAUAUGAUAGUUCCAUUCCAAAUUAUACUUCUAGAGAAGAAGUAUUGGUUGCCAAUUCAACACCAGAAGUAGGAUCACCUCUGCUGCUUAUGAAAAAUAAUAAAAGCCCCCAUGAACCUGUACUGAAUUCGAUGUCCACUGAAAUUGUGACCGAAGGGAUGAAGAAUAACGGGGAUGACCAUUUUCACUCAUCUGGUGAUCCAUUUGCCCCAGGAUAUGGGGGGUCUGAGGCUGAUCCAACAGAUUUUAGCUACCUCGAACCAUCUGUCGCUCCACAUCGGGUUUUUCAUUCCGAGCGAAUUCCCAGGGAGCAGGCAGAAUUAAAUCGCUUGUCAAAAUCCGAGGAUUCCUUUGAUCCUCAGAUUAUAAUAGCUCAAGCACGUUCUGGUUGUUCUCAACCAGUUAUAGAAUCAAUUGAUAAAUUGCAUGAAGGAAAUGUGGCUUCCCAGACUGACCAGUCCCACUCAUCUGCAAAAUUGUGUUAUGCAAAGCCUCAGACCGUUGAAGAUGGACUUGCACAGUUUGAGAAGCACAAAGAAUUUGCUGAUAACAUCAGUACGGUGAAUCCCAGCAUUGCUCAAGGUCUUGGGUCAAAUGUGCAGAAAUCUGAAUCAAGACGUGUUGUUUUUAAUCCAGUGGAUGAUUAUGAAGGUUUCCAGGUUAAAGGCAAAACAGUUGGGUUGACACAUCCAACAGCAAGUCAGGGAACUUCCAGUAAUCACCCAGAAGAUCCUGCUUUGGGUCCUCCAGAGUUUGAAAGAACUGAAACUCUUUCUGACAAUAAUAAUGGGAACAACACUAAGGUGAAUGUGCAGCCUUUGGCAUGGGCAGAGAGCCCAGUUAGAGCUUUAUCUGAGGGGGAUCCCAGCAUUGGUGCUGUCACUCCUGAGAAGAAAGACAUACGAAUCGAUAUAAAUGACCGGUUUCGUCCUGAUAUCCUCUCUGAUAUUUUCUCACAAGCCAAAAUCCAUGAGAAUGUUGUCGGUCCAAUUGUUGAUGGAGCGGGCUUGAGCUUGAACAUGGAGAAUCAUGAUCCAAAACACUGGUCGUACUUUCGGAACUUGCAAGAUCAGUUUGUUAGGAAAGAUGUUUCCCUUAUAGACCAAGACCAUCUGGGUUACUCAUCCUCCCUUACAAAUGAUGAAGGAGGGACGCUCAUUGAUUAUAGUUAUCCACCUUUAAAGUCUGAUGGAGUUGCCUUGCCUCACAUUGAGGAAGAUGUUCAACAAGAGACAUCUGGUGUUGUUGGGCUGAACACCGUGGAUUCCCAUGCAGAUUAUGGUCAUUUUGAGCUGAAGGAAACUGAGAGUGCGCAAUUGGAUGGGGUGAAUGCUAGAAUACAAGAAUCAGAGUAUGAGGGUGGGAAGGUGGACAUUCGAAACACUGGUGCACAUCUUGUUGACCUUUCCUCAGGAGAGUUUGAUAUUAGCACCUUGCAGAUCAUCAAAAAUGAAGACCUGGAAGAGUUGAAAGAAUUGGGGUCCGGCACUUUUGGUACUGUUUAUCAUGGAAAAUGGAGAGGUACGGAUGUUGCUAUUAAGCGUAUAAAAAAGAGCUGUUUCACAGGCCGUUCAUCGGAACAAGAAAGAUUGACCGUGGAGUUCUGGCGUGAAGCUGAAAUUCUCUCAAAGCUUCACCACCCCAAUGUAGUUGCAUUUUAUGGAGUAGUUCAGGAUGGGCCAGGAGGAACACUUGCCACUGUGGCAGAGUUCAUGGUAAAUGGCUCUCUUAGACAUGUUUUACUUAGCAAGGACAGGCAUCUUGAUCAUCGUAAGCGUCUCAUUAUUGCAAUGGAUGCAGCUUUUGGAAUGGAAUAUUUGCAUUCAAAGAACAUUGUGCAUUUUGAUUUGAAAUGUGAUAACUUGCUUGUCAACCUGAAAGAUCCUUUACGACCUAUUUGCAAGGUAGGUGAUUUUGGUUUGUCAAAAAUCAAAAGGAAUACCUUGGUUACUGGUGGUGUAAGGGGAACUCUUCCAUGGAUGGCUCCAGAACUCCUGAAUGGUAGCAGCAGUAAGGUUUCUGAAAAGGUUGAUGUGUUCUCUUUUGGCAUUGUCUUAUGGGAGAUUCUCACUGGUGAAGAGCCUUAUGCCAAUAUGCAUUACGGAGCAAUCAUAGGAGGCAUAGUUAAUAACACUUUGAGACCACCUGUACCGAGCUUUUGUGACUCUGAAUGGAGAUUGCUAAUGGAGCAGUGUUGGGCACCUGAUCCCUUGGCCCGUCCAUCAUUCACGGAGAUUACCAGGCGCUUACGUGUCAUGUCAGCAGCGUGUCAAACUAAACAGAUGCCCAAGAACAUGGAGAAAUUCUUGGAGAAAUUAAACUUAAUGUAAAGCUAUUAUUUUUGUCAAUAGUAAAUACGAACUUCAAAUUUGAGCUCCAUGUAUAAUUAAGACUCACUGCAUUCGGUGUUUGUGC
Messenger RNA from Populus euphratica (Euphrates poplar), 4314 nucleotides. RefSeq lists its product as uncharacterized. NCBI's taxonomy places the organism in Eukaryota, Viridiplantae, Streptophyta, Magnoliopsida, Malpighiales, Salicaceae. The record is from RefSeq and is a predicted model, not a curated record. Gene Ontology annotation, biological process: signal transduction; protein phosphorylation. The coding region runs from base 270 to 4229 and encodes 1319 amino acids. Gene Ontology annotation, molecular function: protein kinase activity; protein binding; ATP binding. Gene Ontology annotation, cellular component: cytoplasm. The transcript has 10 exons.